This is a messenger RNA of Cylas formicarius (sweet potato weevil), 2402 nucleotides long. RefSeq names its product cytochrome P450 9e2-like. NCBI's taxonomy places the organism in Eukaryota, Metazoa, Arthropoda, Insecta, Coleoptera, Brentidae. The record is from RefSeq and is a predicted model, not a curated record. Gene Ontology annotation, molecular function: oxidoreductase activity, acting on paired donors, with incorporation or reduction of molecular oxygen; iron ion binding; monooxygenase activity. The coding region runs from base 547 to 2142 and encodes 531 amino acids. The transcript is spliced from 9 exons.
CGUUUUGUCGUAACAUGACAAAAUUUUCUUCUACACUCUUGUUCGUGCAGAGCAAAAUUAGAAGCACAGCAUCAAUUUAAGUUAAACUAAAUGAAAGAGUUUAUUAACGGAAAGUACUUGCUGCCAGUAAACUUGUUUGUAUGUUUUGUGGAUGUUCACUUUGAUUAGUAAAAUUCAAAAGGGCUUCAAGUACGUUAGCGCGUAGUGCUGUGAAAGUAACAAAAGGAAAAAAGAAGAAACGUGUAUGGGUCAGAAGCUGGAUUAAUUGUCGGAAUGUUUUACGAGCUUCUCUUCGAAAGAGAUAGCAACUAAAGAUGUUGGAUCCUAUAAUAAUUUUAUGAGGUUAUCCCCAAUAAUGUUUGAGAAAUUGUUAAACCUUAUUGAACCAAAAGUAACAUUUCGAUACUUAGCUACUGGAGACUGCUUGGCAUCACUGCAAUAUUUACACAGAGUACCGAGGUUCACAGUUUUAGCUGUUUUACCAGAGGUCCUUUUUGCAAUUUAUGAAGCCCUCGCUGACUAUAUAAAGGUUGAAGUUUUCCCAUCAUGAUAACUAUAAUAUUAGCUGGAAUCGUGCUCAGUAUUCUCUUCUGGUAUUUGUUGAUUAAACCAUUACAUUACUGGAGAGAUCUGGGAGUAAAACAAACCAAUCCUUGGGUGUUUUUGGGCGACAAUUGGGUGACUGUCUUUCGACGAAAAAGUUUCGAUGAAAUGAUAGUGUGGCUUUAUAACAUGUAUCCCAAUGAACGGUAUUCUGGUAUGUACCAAGGUUAUGUGCCAACAUUACUCAUUCGAGAUCCAGAGCUUAUCAAACAAGUGACCGUCAAAGAUUUCGAUCAUUUCACAGAUCACAGACCUUUUGUUGAUGCCAAAUCUGAUCCACUAUGGGGCAAAAACCUUUUCGCUUUGAAAGGACAAAAUUGGAAAGAUAUGAGAGCGACUUUGUCGGCCUCUUUUACAAGCAGCAAGAUAAAAUUUAUGUUCCAUUUGAUAGGCGAUACGUGUGAAAACUUGGUUCAAUUUUUCGACACGAAAAAAGAAGACCUUAUCGAACUUGAAGUCAAAGAAAUCUUCACCAGGUUAACCAACGAUGUCAUCGCCAGCGCCGCAUUUGGGAUUAAAGUUGAUUCGUUGGCCGAGCCCCACAAUGAAUUUUACCACAUGGGAAAGGCACUAACCAAUUUUUCCGGUAUUAAAAUGAUGUUGAAGUUCAUGGGAUUUUUUAUUGCGCCCAAAUUAUUGAACAUGUUCAAGAUAACGUUUUUCGACGCCAAGGUGUCAAAAUUUUUCACUCAAGUCAUCUCGGAAACGAUAAAAGCUAGGGAGGAAGGGGGUAUCGUUCGCCCGGACAUGAUUAACCUUCUACUGGAGGCCAGGAAAGGAUUAAAACACGAAAUCAGCGCAAAUGUAGAUACUGGAUUUGCCACUGUUCAAGAAUUCGACCUGGGAACAACGGCAAAGCCGCGCUUAGACCUCACAGACCAAGAUAUAACCUCGCAAGCUGUCAUUUUCUUCUUUGCCGGCUUCGAUGCAGUAUCCACAGCUAUGUGUUUUGCCCUCCACGAAUUGGCAUGUAAUCAUGAUAUCCAGCAAAAGCUGCGCGAAGAAAUUAUAAGCACGGCAAGCGAAUAUCCCAGAAUUACCUACGAUGGGCUGCUUAAAAUGAAAUAUCUGGAUAUGGUGGUGGCUGAAAUAUUGAGAAAGUGGUCACCUGGGGUUGCAACAGACAGAGUUUGCACCAAGCCUUACACUAUAGAGCCAGUAAAUCCGGGCGAGAAAGCGCUACAUUUGCCCAUAGGAACGACACUAUUUAUACCAAUGUUCGCCAUCCAUAGAGACCCCACAUAUUACCCAAAUCCGGAGAAGUUUGAUCCGGAAAGGUUUUCAGACGAAAACAAGGACAACAUCAAACCCUACACAUUCAUACCGUUCGGAUCCGGACCCAGAAAUUGCAUCGGGUCCAGAUUUGCUAUCCUGGAAGUGAAGGCGAUGUUGUAUCACCUGCUGUUCAAAUACGAAGUGGUGCCGACAGCCAAAACACAAAUUCCGUUGAAGAUCACUAAAAAAUCUCUGAAUUUUACUGCGGAAAACGGAUUUUGGUUUGGUAUCAAACGUAUACGUAAUGGUUCGGUGACUAUUUAAAAUUAUGUUUAAUGUGAUUUUAAAUUUUAAGAUAAAAAACGCGCAAAAAUACAGUUUGUUAUGAAAUUUCGUUUUUUUUCGAAUGAUAAAUUGUGAAAUUGUGAUACAUUAGAAGUCGGAUGAGUAAGAGGAGUAGUAGAAACAAGGAUUUGAUUAUAUCCAGAAAGACGUAUUAAUUCACUAAUACCCUAAGAAUUCAUUUCACAACUUUUCUUAGUACGUUAAUAAAUAAUAACAAUGCAAUAGAGCACCCUAUGAUU